Marmota flaviventris (yellow-bellied marmot) is the source of this 855-nucleotide messenger RNA. It is a transcript of the gene Gsg1l2, whose product is annotated as GSG1 like 2. The record is from RefSeq and is a predicted model, not a curated record. NCBI's taxonomy places the organism in Eukaryota, Metazoa, Chordata, Mammalia, Rodentia, Sciuridae. Gene Ontology annotation, cellular component: plasma membrane.
AUGGACAGGGCCAGGCGGCAGCAGGCACUGACCCUCCUCCCCAUCUGCCUGGCCUUCGCCCUCUCCCUCACCGCGGUGAGCAGCAGCUACUGGUGUGAAGGGGCACGGAAGGUCACGAAGCCGCUGUGCCUCGACCAGCUGCACGGGAAGAAUUGCAUUCACUUCAGACGGUCCAACAGCAGCUAUGGCAGCAAGGACGAGAGCCAGGUGGUCCUGUACAUUUGGGAAAUAGGGGACGACAAAUUCAUCCAGCGCCGGCUCCACGUGGGGCUCUGGGAAUCCUGCGAGGAGAACCUCAACAGCACAGGUGAACGGUGUAGGAGUUUCCGGAGUGUAGUACCAACCGAAGAACAAGGUGUUUUAUGGCUCUGCAUUGGGGCUGAGGUCCUGGUUGUCUUUCUGAUCCUGACAAGUGCCAUCCUCCUGGGCUCCAGAAUGAGCUGUUACAGCUGUGGGUUCAACUGGCUCAAGGUGGAUGCCUCAAUAGCCAUCCUCAUGGUAUUCGCAGGGCUCCUGGGCAUGGUGUCCCACAUGAUGUACACGACUAUUUUUCAAAUCACUGUGAACCUUGGGCCAGAAGAUUGGAGGCCUCAGACGUGGGACUAUGGCUGGUCAUAUUGCUUGGCCUGGGGUUCUUUUGCCCUGUGCAUGGCUGUGUCGGUCACGGUCAUGAGCAGAUACACCACAGCCCGCCUGGAAUGCUCAGAGAGGCAAAGGGUACAGAAGAGCACACAGCACCCUCAGUAUGGCUUCCCAGAACCUGAGACGUCACAAAGUGUUUGGGAAACAGGAGCUGCUCCCAGCUCUGCAGGGCACACCUUUCUGAAUGUCCCAGGCAAGGUGUCCAUGUGCUAG